AUGUCCGUCACCACCAAAGCUACCAUCGCCUCUUUCGGCGGCAAGCUGCUUAAGCUCAGCCACAAUGCCACUACCACUCGCUGCGAGAUGUCCUUCAACCUCUACUUGCCUCCGCAAGCUCAGACCCAGAAGGUCCCCGUGUUGAUCUAUCUAUCCGGUCUAACCUGCACGGCGGACAACUGCUCCGAGAAGGGUUUCUUCCAGCACGGUGCUAGCAAGAAGGGAAUUGCCGUGCUUUACCCUGAUACCAGCCCUCGCGGUCUUAACAUUGAAGGCGAGAACGACGCUUACGACUUCGGCUCUGGUGCUGGCUUCUAUGUUGAUGCUACAAAGGCCCCCCUACGACCAGGGCUAUAA
This is a messenger RNA of Penicillium pulvis, 357 nucleotides long. RefSeq lists its product as uncharacterized. Bases 1 to 357 code for a protein of 118 amino acids. NCBI's taxonomy places the organism in Eukaryota, Fungi, Ascomycota, Eurotiomycetes, Eurotiales, Aspergillaceae. The transcript is spliced from 2 exons. Gene Ontology annotation, molecular function: S-formylglutathione hydrolase activity. The record is from RefSeq and is a predicted model, not a curated record. Gene Ontology annotation, cellular component: cytosol. Gene Ontology annotation, biological process: formaldehyde catabolic process.